UUCAUAACAGCGUAUGUUGUCUGAACAGCUUUAAUGUCGAGUGUAAACCACAGACCCGGCGGGAGAAAACACAGCUGACACAGCUUCGGAGAGCCGGACGGUUGAACGUAGCAUCACAGCUGUGACUAGCAAGUAACAGCUGUACAACAGCCCCGGUAGCUGCUGCGGAUCUUUAUGCAAAGUCUGGAGGACAGAGAUGGCAGUGUGUGCACUGACCAUGUUGGAUGGGAUGGAGGAGGAGGUGACAGCGGCAGGUGGCAUGUUGCUGCUGGUCCUGGCCCUCGUCUUGGCUUGGCUCUCCACUCACGUGGCCGAUCGGGGCGACCACAUACUGGGCACCAUCCUCACCGUGGGAGCUCAUGCCUCCCUGAUCGGACUGGGAGGCCACGACAGUUACGGCGGAGGGUCUCCCAGCGCCGACACCCCUGAGCAGCAGACCCCUCCACCUUCGCAGGAGAACAAGCCGGAUGACGGGGAGCCGGGGACUGAGAGGGGAGAGGGGGAGGGAGCGGAGGGGGUUAGGACAGAUCUGCUGCUGGACAUUCAGAGCAAACAACCACAGGCUGGAGGAUUACAUACUUCUGAUGAGGAUGAUGAUGAAGUUGAUGAGGAGGAGGAUGAAGAGGAGGAGCUGGAGAUGGAAGAUAAAAAGGUUAUAAAGUCUGUUCCAGUUUUGACCAGUACCAUUUCCCCGACCACCACCACCACCAUUUCUGUUCGACUUAAGUUUUUAAAUGACACAGAAGAGGUGGCUGUAGUAGAACCACAGGAUACAGUGGGAGUGCUGAAAAGUAAAUACUUCUCAGGUCGGGAGCAUCAGAUAAAGCUGAUCUACCAAGGCCAGCUGCUGCAGGAUCCCAAGAAGACUCUGUUAUCCCUAAACAUCACACACAAUAGCGUGAUCCACUGCCACAUCACCCAGGCUCUACACGAAGCCAGUCCGGAGGAAGGGGCUCAGUCCGGGGCGGGAGCAGGAGUCGGGUCUGGGGUCUCUGGAGGAUUCAGAGCUGCAGGUGUGGCCAUCAGCACCAGCAGCCUGGUGGUGCCCGUGUUCGUGGUGGUACUGGCUGUGGUGUGGUACUUCCGCAUCAACUACAGGCAGUUCUUCACAGCCCCUGCGACCAUCUCCCUCGUGGGAGUCACUGUGUUCUUCAGCUUUCUGAUUUUUGGGAUGCACAGCCGCUGAACAGGCAGAGAGGGCACACGCUUACAGCUGAAUGUUUUGAGGCAGAAUAAAAAUAACUACAGCAGGUGGGUGAGUGUCUGGAGAGACAGACUAAUCAAAAAGGGCCUGUGUGCAGAUAUACCACAGCUGACAGGAGAGUGAGUGAGUGAGUGAGUGUGUGGUUAAGGUGAGCCUGUUUGUGCAUGUACCAAAAUAAAAAAAAAAAGAGAUGAGUGAUUGUACUGUACAUGUGGGUAACUAAU
Molecule: messenger RNA, 1428 nt
Organism: Toxotes jaculatrix (banded archerfish)
Lineage: Eukaryota; Metazoa; Chordata; Actinopteri; Toxotidae
Gene: tmub2
Product: transmembrane and ubiquitin-like domain containing 2
Exons: 3
Coding region: 197-1186 (329 amino acids)
Molecular function (GO): protein binding
Source: RefSeq, a predicted model, not a curated record